Nicotiana attenuata is the source of this 2551-nucleotide messenger RNA. Its product is annotated as serine/threonine-protein kinase CDL1-like. NCBI's taxonomy places the organism in Eukaryota, Viridiplantae, Streptophyta, Magnoliopsida, Solanales, Solanaceae. The transcript has 3 exons. Gene Ontology annotation, biological process: protein phosphorylation. The record is from RefSeq and is a predicted model, not a curated record. Bases 1076 to 2155 code for a protein of 359 amino acids. Gene Ontology annotation, molecular function: protein kinase activity; ATP binding.
CCCAUUAAAAAUAAGGGAAGCUUCUUUGUAUAGCACUUUUGCAUUUUCUUGAAUUUCCUUGUUAGGAUUACCUUUGCGAGGCUAGUCUGAUAGGAUUUUUGUCUGAGACAGUUAGUGGCAAUGUUGUAUCUUACUACUAUUUCGUUUUUCAUAGUGCCGGGUCUAUUUACUGGCUAUCGCUUUUGCUUUGCAUUUAUUUUCUGGUUUUCAUGAUGUUAUUUUCCUAUGGGGUAUCUGUUGGAUAUGGUCUCUUUUCCUCUUCUUUAGUCGAGGGUCUUUUGGAAACAACCUCUCUACUCCCUUGGGGUAGGGGUUUGACCUGUUCAAAAAGUAAAGGGAAGAUAAAUGUCACGUUCAGAGGAAGGUUCAUAGAAAAGUGCUUAGGAAAUUAUCAGAUGACUUUUCUUCCAACAAUUGGACCAAUGAGAAGCUGAAUGCUGAAAAUAGUGAUCUAGUAACAUUGUUGCAAAAACUUUUACAUUGGAGGAAUUAGCCAAUGCAACCAGAAACUUUCGAGAUGAUUGUCGUCUCGGACAAGGAGGCAGUAGAAGAGUAUAUAAGGGGCAUAUUGACGAACAGGUUAGCCGCAAAACAUACUCGUGCACCUUUCUGAGAUGAGCUCAGCUCCGAAUACUGAUAUACAUAUAUAUUGUUUUUGUUCUGUUUUACUUUUGUGAUGGGACGCUCGUUUGAGUUUAUUUUCACAAGAGAAAUCAAAAUCAAAGCAUCUUCCCAUUAUGUUGGCCAUUUCUGGAGGUGAUCCAUACAAGUUUGGUUCUAUUAUGCACUUUUACUAUGCUUUUUCCCCUUAACAAUUAGAUGAAACAGAGUACAACAACAACAAAUUCAGUGCAAUCCCACAGGUGGGAUUGUGUAUGCAGAUUUUAAACCUAUCCAGCGAAGGUAGAGAGGUUGUUUCCAAUAAAAGGAGAAGAAAGGAAGCACUAGCAACAAACAGUAACAAACAUCAUAAUAAAUUAGACGGAACAGAGUAAAUAAAUCAAAAUAGUACACUAGGAUCAUUUGUUAGUUAUUCGUAUGUUUCUUUGUAGAAUAGACUUCAUGGAUUUGAAUUAUGACACUGCAGGUUGUUGCCAUCAAACAGGUUGAUCAAAAUGGCAACAGGAAAUUUCUUGUUGAAGUGUUGAUGUUAAAUCUGUUACACCAUCCUAAUAUUGUACAUCUAAUCGGCUACUGUGCUGACGGAGAUCAUAGACUUCUGGUUUACAAAUACGUGCCGCUAGGAUCAUUAAAAGACUAUAUUCAUGGUAAAUUAUCACACUAUUUGAUUACUACUUCAGAUAAAGAUAACGGGCAGCCCGGUGUACUAAGCUCUCGCUAUGCGCGGGGUUUAGGGAAGGGCCGGAUCACAAGGGUCUAUUAUACGCAGCUUUACCUACAUUUUUGCAAGAGAUUGUUUCCAUCGCUCGAACCCAUAACCUCCUCAUCAGAUGACAACAACUUUACCAGUUACGUCAAGGUUCCCCUUCCUAUUUCAAAUAAAGAUAUGGUUUUAAAAUUUAUUGAUUUAUGUGCAGAUUCUUCACCUGGUAAGAAACAACUUGAUUGGGACACUAGAAUGAAAAUUGCUAUUGAAGUAGCAAAGGGAUUGGAAUUCUUACAUGAUAUAGCACAGCCACCUGUAAUACACCGUAAUAUCAACUGCUCUAAUAUCUUGCUUGAUGAGGGAUAUCAAGCCAAGAUAUCUGGUUUUAGCUUGGCCAAACUAGGGCCUAUAGGCGGCAAACGCCAUGUAUACGUGAAAUUCCAGGGCGCGAUUGGGUAUAGUGCACCUGAGUAUGUCAUGACUGGUGAGUUGAGUGUAAAGUCGGAUAUUUACAGCUUUGGAAUUGUCCUUCUGGAGAUCCUUACUGGGAGAAAAGCAAUAGAAAAUUCAACAGAUGGAGAAGAGUACAAUCUGGUUGAAUGGGCAAGUCCAUUGAUCAAAGAUCAGAAAUUCUCUGAAAUGGCAGAUCCAACGCUUCAAGGCAAUUAUCCAGCAAAAGGUUUACAACAAGCUCUUAUAGUCGCAGAAAUGUGUGUUCAAGAGCAACCUACAAAACGUCCCGCCAUAGCAGAGGUGGUCACAUUUUUGACUCACAUUGCUUCAGGAAAGUAUGAUUCUGAAAGUCAGGAUGUUCAAAACGCAACCUAAACAUCUCCUAAUGCUCGUCGAGAAUGUGGGCAAUUAGUGAUUGCAGGCUAGGUUAAAAAGAAUCUGAACUAGCACAAGCAGCAACAACAACAACAAACUCAGUGUAAUUUCACGAGUGGGUCUGGGGAGAGUAGUGUAUACGCAGACCUUACCCCUAUCUUUAAGAAGAUAGAGAGGUUGUUUCCGGUAGACCAUCAGCUCAGGUAGAACCUCUGCUCAGGAAAGAUCUGAACUAGCAUAAGCAUUUCGUCAAAAUUUUGUCGAUACAAUGAAGAUAGUAGUAAAGCUUGUUAUCCUCAAUAGUCUAUUAUUUUAUGAACUAACACAUGUAUGUAUUCUGAAACAAGAUAUGAUACAGGAAUAUGAACAUAUACAUGGAAACUUCGAUAUUUUCUA